UCAAAAUUGCAUUUUCCUACAACAUUAUUACGAUUUACGAAAGCCUAUUUGCUUCAUACGGCGAGAAGAGAAUUUGAAGAGGGAGAGAGAGGAGGUCUUCUGCUAGACGGUGGUGGCUGCCAUGGAAGGUUCCUCCAAGGUUUUUUAAUAUUCAAGCGAAAGAGAGACAUAACCAGAAGCAAAAUUCGUUGAAGAUUAUGGAACACACACAAAAACGUAGAUUAUAACUUCUUCGCAUAAUAUAUAUGUUUUUAUAUAUAUAUAUGUAACGAGUAUGACAUUUUGCAGCAAGGUUUCGUGGAAGCUUUGUCUUAUGCUGAGAAUAAAUUUUAUCCCUACGUUAUCGCUUCCGAUCAUCUCCGCUUAUUUCCUUCCGUUGUUAGUCAUUUGCUUCAACCCUAGAGUUUAGGCCCUUUUGGUUUUGAUUCGUCACUUUCCGCUGGUUCGUUCCUUUUUCCGCGUCGCUUUUUGUUUGCCUUCGUCCGAGGAAGUUUGGGACGGAAAUCAAGAUAUAUUCGCCGAAAAUUUUGGUUUUCGCGUUGGAUUUUGUGGGUGGUGGGUUGGGUCGGCGAUGAAGUAGGGUUUUACCGGGACAUACUUUGGAAUCGGGCCGAUUUUGCAAGUUCUUUCGUGGUGGGUAGUUGCUGGGGUUGGGAUCAUAGAUUGAAAGCUGGUGUACGGCUGGCGGUGAGCUUUAGAAUUUACUUGUUUUGAAGGUCACCGAACACUGCAGACGAUAUUAAUUGUUUAGGGAUUAUAGAUCAAGCUACUUUAGGAGUGAAGUGGUGAUUGCAGAUUUGGGAUCUUAGUAGGGGGUUAAGGUCUAAUGCUGGAAUUUCAAAGUCUAGCAGAAAGGGCGGAACGUAAUCUGGACGAACUGUUGAUUUUGACUUUCCUUGCGGUGUCUUAGCCAUAGACUACGGAUUGGUCUUCCCGUAUUCAUCACUUUUCGGGAUUGAUUCUUCUUUUUCGUGAAAAAGGGGUCUAAUUUGGCUGUGUAAUCUUGUUGGCUGGGAACCUCUGGUCGAUAUUAUUAUUCAUUGUGUAUAAGAUGAGCUCAAGCGUGACAGAAGCUAUCCCUAAUGGCGGCAAGUUACUGGUUCAUAUUUCUGAGAAUGGGCGCUCAUUCGAGCUUGACUGCAAUGAGGGUAUGCUAGUUGAGGAUGUCAUGCGCUUGAUUGAAUCGGUCACCCGGAUUAACUGCAAUGAUCAGGUUAUUCUCUCUUUGGAUGUUAGACUGGAAUCACAGAGACCCCUUUCAGCUUACAAGCUUCCAGCGGACGAUCGGGAAGUUUUCUUGUUUGAUCGAACCCGGCUACAAAGCAAUUCACCCCCACCUCCGCCGGAGCAGGUUGAUAUUCUUGAGGUUGUUGAACCACCAUCACCUUCCUCUUCUCAAGAUUCUCAUCCUUUAGAUAAUGCCUCAGACCCUGCUUUGAAGGCUUUGCCUUCUUAUGAGCGGGAGUUUCGUUACCACUAUCACAAGGCUCAUACAAUAUUCAGUAGUACGGUGAUGAAAUUGGAUAACUGCGAGAGACUUUUGAGGGAGCAGAAGGUUCAAGAGAGAGCGUUAGAGGUUGCAAGGGGUAAUUUGGAUCAGUACUAUAAAAUGAUUAAUCAGAACUACACAGAUUUCAUGAAGCGUUAUUUGCAGCAGUACCGAGUUCAUUCUGAUCUGUUAGUGAAUUGGCGUAGAGAUAUUGAGAAAUUGAGAUUGGUUAAGCUUCAUCCUGCCUUACAAACAGCCAGCUGCAAGUGCUUACUGGAUUUUGUGAAGGAGGAUAGUUUGCAGAAGUCAGCAGAAAAUUGCGGCAGUUCGCACACCCAGUUUGAGAACAAAGUUUUACAAUUUAAGCUGAUGUUUAACGAUGUUAAGCGUAAAGUUGAGGAUUUAUUUUCCAGCAGGACCUCUUUUCCUGUAAAAAGUUUGGAAGCUAAUAUUAAGGAGCAUCAGCGGUUUAUCAAUGAACAAAAAAGUAUAAUGCAGUCCUUGAGCAAAGACGUUGAUACUGUAAAGAAACUGGUGGAUGAUUGCGUAUCUUGUCAGUUAUCUUCCUCACUUCGCCCUCAUGAUGCAGUCUCAGCCCUAGGUCCUAUGUAUGAUGUCCAUGCCAAAAAUCACCUGCCAAGAAUGCAAGCUUGUGAUCGUGCAGUUUCCAAGCUACUUGAUUUUUGUAAGGAUAAAAAGAUUCAAAUGAACAACUUCUUGCACCAUUACAUGCAAAAGAUUGCUUAUUUCUCUUACAUCAUCAAGGAUGUCAAAUUACAGUUUCCUGUUUUUAAAGAGGCAAUGGGGCGUCAAGAUAACCUGUUUAUGGACCUGAAGUUAGUGCGAGGGAUUGGUCCAGCCUAUAGAGCUUGCCUUUCUGAAGUUGUGAGAAGGAAAGCUUGCAUGAAGCUUUACAUGGGUAUGGCUGGUCAAAUGGCUGAAAGGCUUGCAAGAAAGAGGGAAGAUGAGGUUAGAAGACGUGAGGAGUUUGUGACAGAACAUGGUUCAUACCUUCCUAGGGAUGUAAUAGAAUCUAUGGGAUUAAAUGAUAUUCCUAACCCGUGUGAUGUCCAUAUAACUCCUUAUGAUGACCGUUUAAUUGACGUUGAUAUUUCAGACAUUGAUCAUUAUGCUCCUGAGUACUUGUUAGGACUCCCUUCAAAGAGUGAGAAGCAAGGAAUCAAGAAUUCCUCUCUAAACUUGGUUGGAACUUCGAGUUCAGUUGAGGCUGAAGAGAUUUCAAAGGACACCUUUGAGAGUUAUGAUUCCGAGGAGCUUGUCGAAGGUUCUGAGUUAGUUGAAAUUGCUGGAACCAGCAAGAUGGAGGUUGAAAAUGCAAAAUUGAAAGCUGAUCUUGCUUCUGCUUUGGCUAUGAUUUGUUCAUUCUCUCUUGAAUAUGAUUCAUUGGGUGAUAGCAAACCAGACAGUAUCUUAAAGAAUGCUGCUGAAAAAACAGCUGAAGCCUUGCGUCUUAAGGAUGAAUAUGGAAGACGACUUCAAUUUAUGCUUAAAACUAAGCAGAUGCAGUGUGAAUCAUAUGAAAGACGCAUUAAGGAAUUGGAACAAAGACUGUCAGAUCAGUAUUUGCAAGGGAAAAAUCUCUCAAAUAGUGAUUUUGCAGUUUUGGCUGAAAAGAGUGACAAUUGCAAGCCACAAAUCGUAGGUGGUCCAGAAGCUCCUGCACCUUAUAUAUCAACUACAGAGCCAAUGGAUGAGGUUUCUUGCAUCUCAAAUUCCCUGGAUACAAAGCUGGGGAUUUUUGCUGGACAGCCUGGUAGAGCUGCAGAAGCAGUUGAUGAAAAUAUGAUGGAUUCCCGUGGUGAUCAGAAUCCUCAUUUGGAUUCCUCAAUGAUGGAGCAAAAUCGUGAAGAAUUUCAAGAAAACGAUAAAUAUGUGAGAGAUAGAAUGGUAGGACAUAUGGGAAUAUCUCUGACAAACAGUUCUACAGCUGAGAGCAUGCCUCGGUCUCUGAAUGUUUUACCGUGUGAAACAGUGGAGGAUCCCAGUUUGGAAUCUAAUCUUGAGAAUGGUCUUCUGUUGGAGUUGCAAAAUGAACUUGCAGACAAGACUACUCUGUUGAGUGAAACUGAAACCAAACUUAAAGGUGCUAUGGAGGAGGUUGCUGUACUGAAGAGGGAGUUGGAAGCCAGUAGGAAGCUUCUUGAUGAAUCUCAGAUGAAUUGUGCCCACUUGGAGAAUUGCCUACAUGAAGCAAGGGAAGAAGCUCAAACACAUCUUUGUGCAGCUGACCGUAGGGCUUCAGAGUAUAGUGCACUUCGUGCAUCAGCUGUGAAAAUGCGGGGCCUUUUCGAAAGAUUAAGGAGUUGUGUUUAUGCUUCGGGCGGAGUUGCCAGUUUUGCUCAUUCAAUGCGCACGUUAGCGCAAUCUUUAGCAAAUUCUGGUAGUGACAAUGAAAAUGAUGGUACAAUCGAAUUCCGCAAAUGCAUCUGCACCAUAGCGGAUAGAGUUGGAUUUUUGGCCAAACAUCGUGAAGAAUUACUUGAGAAAUACCCAAAGCUUGAAGCUGCUAAUGAACAACUUAUGAAAGAAUUGGAAGAAAAGAAAGAGCUUGUUCAAACUUUGUACGCAAAGCAUCAACUCGAGAAACAGGCAAACAAGGAGAAAAUUUCUUUUGGUCGAAUGGAAGUCCAUGAGAUUGCUGCAUUUGUUCGGAAUGCAGCUGGGCAUUAUGAGGCAAUCAAUCGGAACUGUGCGAAUUACUACCUAUCUGCCGAAUCCGUGGCUUUGUUUGCAGACAAUCUCCUUACCCGAUCUAACUACAUUGUUGGGCAGAUUGUCCACAUUGAACGCCAGACCGUGAAGCCAUCACCGCCUUCUCCUCGGCCUGACCACGGUAGGGCGGAUCAAACUGAUUGUGUGAUCUCCGAUUCAGGGACUGAUAGGUUGACCUUGAAUUCAGGUUUAUCUUCGAACCCAUACAGUCUCCCGGUCGGAUGUGAAUAUUUCAUAGUGACCGUAGCGAUGUUACCCGAUACUGCUAUUCAUUCUACAGCUUCCUGAUCCCUGGCAUUCAACAGACUGACAUGAUGGAAGAUCCCAAGUGUACAUAUCAAUAACAUCGAAGAACAAUUGUUGGGAGGUGAACUUUUCAGUUUUCCUUUUGUACAAAUUGAUGGUGGAAUGAGUCUUUUUUUAACCCCUCACACUCACUUUAUACCCAUCUCUCUCUUUGUAUAUAUUUAACGGUACAGUGUGGAAACUGUGAAUAUUAUUGCUACUUAGUCCUUAGUUUGACUCUCUACUUGACUUCUAUAUAUAUAUAUAUUAUAAAGAACUUAU
Molecule: messenger RNA, 4789 nt
Organism: Momordica charantia (bitter melon)
Lineage: Eukaryota; Viridiplantae; Streptophyta; Magnoliopsida; Cucurbitales; Cucurbitaceae
Product: autophagy-like protein
Biological process (GO): reticulophagy; positive regulation of protein phosphorylation; autophagy of mitochondrion
Cellular component (GO): Atg1/ULK1 kinase complex; phagophore assembly site membrane
Molecular function (GO): protein kinase binding; molecular adaptor activity
Source: RefSeq, a predicted model, not a curated record